UGGUGGGUUGUUGACCCUCCUUAACUCUCCUCCCAUUUAAUGGAGCAAAUAUUUCACACUUUUCAACCAUCUCAUCCUCAUCCCCAUCCCCUUUUCAUAACUCAUUUCGUUCAUUUUCUCACUUCCUUUUUAGACCUAUUCUCCUUUCUUUUCUUUUGACCAAUUCAUUGUAUUUGUGACACAGUGUGAGCUCUGUGUUCACAUAAGAACCCCAUAAAGCCAAUCAGUUUUGCUUUGCCUAAUUCAGUUCAGUUGUAGUUGCUUUGCUUUAGUUUGAUGUUGAGUUUUGGUGCAGGUGUGAGAAAGAUGAAGCUUUAGUGAGUGAUUAUAAUUCUUAGUUUGGGUUCCUGUUUUGGGUGUGAUUUGCUAAUGGCUUCUGAGCUGAGUAACGGACAUAUGAAUGUUCAAAUCAAUGGGAAGAGUGGUGAGAAUGAGAUUUAUCAGAUUGAAGAUGGGGUUUCUCCUGCUACUGCUUUACAUGCUCCUAAACCACCAAAGUUUCAACUCUCUGUGACUUUCAUACAGAAGAUAAUUGCAGAGAUCUUGGGUACUUAUUUUGUGAUAUUCGCGGGGUGUGCAUCGGUGGUGGUUAAUCUAAGCAAAGGGAGUGUGACAUUUCCUGGAAUUUGCAUAGUGUGGGGGCUUGUGGUGAUGGUCAUGGUUUACUCAGUUGGCCAUAUUUCAGGAGCCCAUUUCAACCCUGCUGUUACUAUUGCCUUUGCUACUUGCAGAAGAUUUCCAUGGAAGCAGGUACCUCCUUAUGUUUUGGCUCAGGUGUUGGGAUCAACCCUUGCAAGUGGAACACUUCAUCUGUUAUUCGGUGGGAAAUCCGAGCAUUUUCCAGGAACAAUUCCGGCUGGAUCAGACCUCCAAUCACUUGUUCUCGAAUUUAUCAUCUCCUUCUUCUUGAUGUUUGUUAUUUCCGGUGUUGCAACCGAUAAUCGAGCGAUUGGAGAACUUGCUGGAAUUGCAGUAGGAGCUACAGUGCUAUUAAAUGUGCUUUAUGCUGGGCCAAUUUCAGGUGCAUCCAUGAAUCCAGCAAGGAGCUUGGGGCCAGCAAUCGUAGGCAACAGAUAUGAGAGCAUUUGGGUGUACGUUGUGGGCCCAAUUUGUGGGACCACCCUUGGAGCGUGGGCCUACAACCUCAUAAGGUUCACGGAUAAGCCCCUGCGCCAGAUCACCAAGAGUGGCUCUUUCUUGAAAAGCCGAGCCACAAAUUCCCAAGUGUAACCAAGCCGAGGAUUUUGUACUUCAGCCCUUUUCAAUUACAAGGAUACCAUAAAAUAUAUAUAUAUAUCUCUCUCUCUCUCCAUAUAUAUAUAUAUAUAUAUAAACUUCUGUCA
Molecule: messenger RNA, 1343 nt
Organism: Amborella trichopoda
Lineage: Eukaryota; Viridiplantae; Streptophyta; Magnoliopsida; Amborellales; Amborellaceae
Product: aquaporin NIP1-1
Biological process (GO): transmembrane transport
Cellular component (GO): membrane
Molecular function (GO): channel activity
Source: RefSeq, a predicted model, not a curated record